CAUUAAAUUGAUAUUAAAAGCAUAUCAUAUAUUUUAAACUAUUAAGGAAUGAUAACAGAAUAUUUAUCUGUAUAAAAUUCUAUUAUGAGAUUCUUCUUUGUAAAUGCUUAGUGAAGUUACUUUCUUCGUUCAGCCAUUUGAUAAGUAAAGAAUAUACUGGAAGAUAACGUUUAAUUUAAAUAGGAAGAUACCAUGUCUGUACCAUAUAAAGAUUUCUUCGGCUUCCGAAUACCUGUUGGUGCUGAUUGGGAACGCUUCGAAAAAGCGUCUAAGCGCACCCUCAAGCAUGAAGAAAUAAUAAUUUCUUCCUACCCAAAAUGUGGCACUACGCUCAUGCAGCAUAUAGUCUUUCUGCUGCUACGUGGUGGAAAACCUGCGGAUAGUAUAGCCGAAGUCAUUGGAGCCAUACCUUUCCCAGAACAGGAUGGUUUACCAGAUGGAGUGCAAACUUUAGCCCUCAAGUAUCAUCUGCCUUUCAGGCUGACACCUUUCUCAAAAGAUGCCCGUUAUGUCUAUGUGGCUAGGAACCCUAAAGAUGCCUGCGUCUCCUAUUAUCAUUUUCUAAAGAAUCUUCCAGGAUAUUCCAUUGAAAGCUUCGAUGAAUUCUUUGAAGCGUUUUUCUCUGGUCAACUCCCGUACGGAGACUUAAUGGAUCAUGUUCUAGAAUGGCACGAGGCCUCUACCAAACAUUCGAAUAUUUUCUUCACAACUUACGAGUCAUUGGUCAAGAGAAAAGAGGAGACCGUGAAAAAUCUUGCGCAAUUUCUGGGCCUUGCAAAGUUGGACAGUAUUACGCUGAAAAAUGUGCUGCAAUACUCCAGCUUCGAGUACAUGCGCAGCUUAGCAUCUCGGGAUGAUUUCUAUAAGAAGUACCUACAGGCAUCUACAGGUACCCAAAAAGAAAAGGCGAAAGAGGAAACUCAUCCCCAGAUGAUGCGCAAGGGGCAGGUUGGCGAUUGGAAGAACCACUUCUCGGAGGAUCAGAGCCGGCGGAUGGAUGAAUACUUUGAAACCAAAACGAAGAACAUGAAAUGUACCUUUGGGUGGGAAGAAGAUAUGCUAUUUAAUAAAAGAAAAAAUUGAGCCAACUGAAUUGAAACUGGAAACUUUUGACUUCGCUAUGGAACAGGAAACUAGGAUAGCAUUUUAUCAUCAUUUACUUGCCAUUGUCUUGUGCAAUUCAUUCCCUCUUUAUUUUACCACAUUAAAGAUAUUUUUCAUACUG
Argiope bruennichi is the source of this 1225-nucleotide messenger RNA. Its product is annotated as sulfotransferase 1C4-like. Gene Ontology annotation, molecular function: sulfotransferase activity. The record is from RefSeq and is a predicted model, not a curated record. Gene Ontology annotation, biological process: sulfation. The transcript has 4 exons. Lineage: Eukaryota; Metazoa; Arthropoda; Arachnida; Araneae; Araneidae. Gene Ontology annotation, cellular component: cytoplasm. Bases 193 to 1083 code for a protein of 296 amino acids.